AUGACAACAUUACAAGUAUACGCGCAUAGACUAGGUGAUCCUAACUUGGGUAUUGGUCUCAAAGUAACGAUCGCCAACGAAUUACGUGAUCAAGUCGAAGUCUUUCAAACUCUAGAGUAUUCAAGGUUUUUAUCCACUCUCAUACCUGUCUUCCUUGAUAUAUUACAAAAUGGCACACCUGUGUUUGUCAGUACUGCACCAGAACAAAAAUUAAGAAAUAUUAUUCUCGAAAUCAUUUAUCGAUUACCACAAACUGAACCUCUCAAAGAAUAUUCACCAGAAUUAUGUCGAACACUUAUGCAUCUAUUACGUGUAGAAAACGAAGAUAAUGCUGUUGUUUGUGUCAAAAUCAUCAUUGACUUACAUCGAUCCUUUCGACAUGUACUAGAAGACCAGGUUCAACCUUUUUUGGAUAUUGUACAAGAAAUUUUUCGCAAUAUGGAACAAACUGUAAAGGAUGCCUUUGAUGCUCCAAGUACUCCUGCAGCUGGUUCUGUUACGCCUGGUCCUAAUGCUCUUUUAGCAACAUCUCCACGUCCAAUGUCUCCUGCUGCUGAUAUACCGGAAACUCCAUCCAAAGUCCUAGCAAAAAGUUUAUUCAGCUUCAAAGUCCUUACCGAAUGUCCUAUCAUUGUUGUAUUAUUAUUCCAAUCUCACCGUCGCUAUGCUGCUGAAAAUAUAAUGAAAUUCAUUCCUCUCAUUUUUUCUACAUUGAACUUACAAGCACGACCACAAACUGAAGCCUCAAAUGCUGCAAUUGCCCGUGGUGAAGUUUUUGUUGGUGUCAGCCCAGAAAUCAAAAAUCGUAGUGUCUACAAUGAUUUUAUUGUCGCUCAAGUCAAGACCAUGUCAUUUUUGGCUUAUAUACUACGAAGUUAUACAACUCUAUUACGACCUUAUCAAACGCAGAUUCCUGAUUUUGUGCUUCGUUUACUACGUGAAUGUCCUCCAGAAUCUUCUGCAACAAGAAAAGAACUAUUGGUGGCAACAAGACAUAUUCUAUCAACCGACUUUCGUACAUCCUUUGUUCCUAAGAUUGAUCUUCUAUUGAAUGAAAAGGUGUUGAUUGGUACUGGUGUUACAUCUCAUGAUACAUUACGACCAUUGGCAUAUAGUAUGCUUGCUGAUUUGGUCCAUCACAUUCGUUCUGAUCUCUCAACUUCCCAACUCUUCCGAACUGUGUAUAUCUAUUCAAGGAAUCUUCAUGAUGGCACUCUUGCACCAAGUAUUCAAACAAUGUGUGGUAAAUUAUUAUUAAAUCUGAUUGACUGUAUUAUCAAAAUUCCAAACAAAUCUGAAGGACGGGAAUUAUUGAUGCGAAUACUGGAUGCAUUUGCAAGCAAAUUUGCUGCUCUUAACAACCAAUUCGGAACAUCUUUACGUCAAUACCAAAAGAAGAAACAAGCUGUUGAAAACCCUGACUCAAUGGAUGUCGAUAUUGAAACGGAUCAAGAUGAUUUUGAUUUUGAUCGUACUAGAUCUAUUCAUACAGCAACAUUUGUGCCCGACUCAUCACACGAUGGAAUCAAAGAUGGUAGAUUUCUAUUCAAGAAUCUUGCUAUUGGUCUCAAGCCUCUGUUCAUUGGUAUGCGACAUUGCAAUCCUCCUGCUAAUAGUGAUGAAAUCAAUUUACAAGCUUAUGGUCAAUUCUCUCGUGGUUUCUCUCAAGAUGAUGUUGAAAUAUUCAUAAGACUUUUCCGUGAAGGUCUUAUGUGUUUUGAAUACUACAAUGUCGAUAGUUAUGGCCUUGAUGGUUCUCCACCAAAUCAUACUACAGUUGCUAAUGAUCCUACCAAGGAUGACAAUUCAGUGGGAUGCAACGAUGCGGCGCUAAAGUUAGGCACUCAACCUGUACCUGAAAAAGAAAUAUUGGACCUUUUUUCUGUUGUCUUUACCUUAUUGGAUCCUGCUGUAUUCCAAGAAAUAUUCGCCUCUCAAAUCGACUUCUUUUUCCAACGUAUACUGGUCAACACUUCUCUACUGCAUAUUGCCCAAUACUUUUUGAUGAAUGAUGUAUCUUCUCAAGGCUUUGCUGGUAUCUUGGUGAAGUUUCUUAUUGAUCGUAUUGAACGACUGGGUGAUGAUGAUAUUCAUUAUUCUGCUGUCAUGUUACAUCUCUUCCGGUUGACAUUCAUGGCUAUCAAUUUUUUUCCUGAUACAAACGAAUCCAUUCUCCAACCUUAUCUUAGCAAUCUCGUGAUGUCGUGCUUCAAGCUUUCUGCCAAGGCGAAGGAACCUGCCAACUACUUUUUACUCUUGCGUGCCUUAUUCAAAAGUAUCGGUGGUGGUCGUUUUGAACUUCUAUAUAAGGAAGUAUCUCCAUUACUCCAAGUUGUUCUUGAAAACCUCAACUCUCUUCUUACUUUGGCCCACAAACCUGCUAUGAGAAAUCUCUUUGUUGAACUUUGUCUGGCUGUACCUGUCCGUCUUAGUACUUUACUACCUUAUUUACCCUAUUUGAUGCGUCCAUUGGUGAUUGCUUUACGUGCUGAUCAAGAAUUGGUAUCUCAAGGUCUACGAACAAUGGAACUUUGCAACGACAACUUGAACCCAGAAUUUUUGGAUCAUAUUAUGGCACCAGUGAUGAAGGAAUUAAUGGAUGCUUUAUGGAGUCAUCUCAAACCGUUACCAUAUAACCAACAACACAGUCAUGCUGCUAUGCGAAUAUUGGGAAAACUUGGUGGAAGAAAUAGGCGUAUGCUCAAAAGUCCUCCUCGGUUGGAAUAUAAUGAACGUGGUGAAAGUGGAGUCUCGGUGGAAAUUGUAUUUGAUGCAAGCAAUACUCCUUAUACUUUGGCACUAGACAAAUGCUUACAAGUAGCCGUCAAUACUUUAGAAAGAAGAGAUGUGGAUAUGUUUUAUAAACGACAAGCUUACGAUUUCCUCAAAGCCAAUAUUGCCAUCAUGUUAGAUUUGGAUGAAGGAACUGAUACAUUGGAUCAAUCACUCUAUCAGCGUAUACAAGAACAUAUUGCAAAUGCCAACAGCAGCGAAGUAUCAUCGUCAACGGAUUCCACUCAAUUAACUAAAACAUCAUCAUCAUCAUCCACUACAACAACGACAACAGAUGAAGACAACACUGUCGUAGGACACAAAUUUAGAGAAAGUGAUAUGAUGCCCAAACGACUCACUGGAAAUGGAUAUACACGGUAUCUUGCAAAACGAGUGGCUCAAGAAGACUCCUUACGAACGAUCUUAGUGGCAUGUAUGAAAGCAUCAACUAUCGAAGAAUUAUCAGAAGAUGCAACCACCUUCUUUCAACAUAUCUGUCGACAUUUUGCUCUUCUUCAUGUUGGUGAAGCAAUUGAUGCCAAGGAUGGUGGAGUUAAACCUUUAUCGGAUAUGAUGGAUGAACGAUUGACAGUACAGAAUUUGAAUACGACUAUCUUGGUGGAUGCCAUUGUUGAAGUGAUUGCUUCUGAAAAUGCAGAUUUACGAAAAUGUGCGGAACAAGCUUUACAACUUUGUUUUGAAACGGCAACGGUGAUCAUGGGCGGCAAGGAACAUGUUUGGCGACUUCCUAUCUUCAGAGUAUUUGCUGCUCAAUUCUGCUCAUGCUGUUAUAAACAAGAAUGGUACAAGAAACGUGGUGGAUGUCUUGGUAUCUCAAUUAUGAGCUCUCAAUUGGAUAUGGGAACCAAAUGGAUGCGGGAACAUGAACUGGAAUUUAUUCGUGCCUUACUCUUUGUACUAAAAGAUGCCUCACCCGAAAUGGCGAAUGUCAAUACUGCAGAAGCUACUCAAACUCUUUCUCAUGUACUCAAGGUGUGCAACCGACCUGAAGACGAUGAAUCUCAAGAAGCUCAACAGAAAUUCCAAAACUUGAUUGCCCUUUUACUCAGCGAACUUUCCAAUUCCAACAGUACGGUGCGUGAAACUAUUCAAUCCUCUUUCCAAUUGUUGGCCGAUUUGACAGGGAACGAAGUAACAGAACUACUGGCUCCUGUUCGUGAACGAUUGGUGGCUCCUAUCUUUGCAAAACCUCUACGUGCUUUACCUUUUGCCAUGCAGAUUGGUCAUAUUGAUGCUAUUACCUAUUGUUUGACCUUGAGACCUCCCUUUUUGGAAUUCAACGAUGAAUUGAUCAGGUUAUUACAUGAAGCCCUGGCGUUAGCAGAUGCUGAAGAUCAAGCUCUGGUUAGUCGCAGUUCCCAAUACAAGAAUGCUACUUCACUGAUGAACCUCCGUAUCGUAUGUAUCAAGCUUCUUUCUGCUGCGAUGGCAUGUUCAGAUUUCUCCAAUCAACGACAAACUCAUACUCGUGCUCGUAUUAUUCAAGUUUUUUUCAAAUCUUUAUACUCCAAAUCGCCUGAAGUGGUAGAAGCUGCUCAUCGUGGAUUGAAACAAGUAUUGGCUCAACAACACAAAUUACCCAAGGAACUACUACAACAAGGUUUGAGACCCAUUUUGACGACUCUUUCCAAUCACAAGACGUUAAGUGUGGCUGGUUUAGAAGGAUUGGCACGUUUAUUGGAACUUUUGACGAAUUAUUUCAAGGUUGAAAUUGGGAAAAAGUUACUGGAUCAUCUCAAACAAUGGGCAGAACCUAAAGUCCUUCAAGAAGUGGCAGGCAAAUCACUGAAUGAAAAUCAUGAAGUCAAGAUCAUUGUGGCUAUUCUCAACAUUUUCCAUCUACUUCCAUCUGCUGCUCAUAUCUUUUUGGAUGAAUUGAUUACAGUUGUACUUGACAUGGAACAUCAUCUUCGAAGAUCGGUCUCAAGUCCAUUCAGACCUAAUUUGAUCAAGUAUUUGAAUCGAUAUCCCACUGAAACGGUUGCUUACUUUUAUGAACGCCUCAACACGCCACGAUGCAGUCAAUUAUUUAUUUCUAUAUUGGCUACGGAAAAUGCUUCUCAACUACGAAAAGAAAUUGCCGAGAAUCCUUCUGACUUGAUGACCAAAACUUUCAAAACCGAAAACGACAAUCUACAUUAUCAAGGUGUACUGAUAGUACGACAACUUGUGCACUUUGACGCAACUUGGCUUAAUGGACAACGUGCUGUACUGGAUUGUUUAUUACAACUUUGGCGAUCACCGACACGAUUUGAACGAAUGAAGAAGGAUGAUCAACAAGGUGUUCAAGUGACAAGGGAAUCUUUGUAUAUUGCCAAAAUCUUUAUCGUCUAUCUUCGCAACAAUAAAGAUGAUAUAGAUCUUGUAUUUGAUUUGGUAUCUCUUUUUGUUCAAGAAUCAGUCAUGGAUUUAUCUUUCCUAAGAUCCUUCUUUUUGGAAGAUAUCGCUUUACAUUCAUCACCGGCUAGAAAACGCAAGAUUUUGGAACGAUUCUUGAAACAAUUCUCUGAUGGAUCUAUUUCACCAUAUCUCAACAUGAUGACGCUUCGACAUGUUGUCAAUCCUUCUUUGUUGGUAGCCUUUUCUCGCAAAAAUGGUGGCUAUGAGAAAAUAUGGGAUGCAAAAAUGACUGAGCAGUUGAACUUCAAGAUGUUUGGGCAACUGAUGACCGAUUCUGCAAAUGAAGAUAAUCAAUACACCGAAGACUCACUGCGAAUUGAAUUACUACAACUGGUGGCAAUGACUGUACAAUACGCUGCUCCUCUAUUGGCUGAUAUGCGCAAAGAAGUGAUCAAAUUUGGAUGGAAUUACUUACGAUUAGAAGAUGCUACAAGCAAACAAGCUGCCUAUGUGUUGAUUGCCCGUUUUAUUGCAGCUUACGAAACUCCUAGCAAGAUUGCCAUUCAAAUUUAUGCUGCUCUAUUGCGUGCUCAUUUAUCCGAGGCUCGUGGUUUGGUGAAACAAGGUUUGGAUAUAUUAGCGCCAGUGUUACCAAAACGUGUACCAUUACAAGCAUCAGAACGUGUACCAACCUGGGUUCGUCUUACUCGAAAGGUCGUGGUGGAAGACACUCAUAGUAUCUCUCAAAUGGUAAAUGUCUAUCAACUUUUGGUUCGUCAUCCUGAUUUAUUCUAUGAUUACCGUGAACAUUUCUUACCACAAAUUGUCAAUACUCUCCCCAAGCUUGGAUUACUUCAAAAUGCUACACCUGAACACAAGUUAUUGACUGUCGAAUUAGCAGAUUUGAUUUUGAAAUGGGAAAGAACACGGUUGGAAAAUACCAAAUCAUCAUCAUCAUCAGCAACGGAGGUGGAUCAACAACAGACAACAACAACAUCAUCAUCAUCAACAACAUCAUCAACAACACCAUCAACAACAUCAUCAACAACAACGGCAGUUGGAUCAGAGAAACGUGCUGCUACUGAAGCAUCUGGUGGUGAUUCUCCAAGAAAAAAGGCUCAAGUCGAAGGGGCUUCUGGUGAAAUUAAGGCUAUGGCGACUGGUGAAGAUAACAACAAUACUACUGCUACUACUACUAGUCAACCGAAGGAAUAUGUGCCUAGUCUAACAUUACGGGAGAAUGUAGUUGGUUAUUUGGUGCGACUUGCUUGUAUUAUUUCCAAUCCUACUGAUCUUUUACAACGAAGAUUAGUACAACGUGUCUUGGAUCUCAUCAAAGAACUUUUGGUCCCAUCUAUGUGGUCUGAUGUGCAUGUCAAAUUUUCUCAUUUGGAAAGAACCUUAACUCUCAAGGAAAUGUCUGAAUUGUUGAUCCCUAGUGUAUGUAGUACUUUGGAAGUAUUGAAUAUCGACAUUACUCACAAACCUGCCGAAUGGUUUAUUGUCAACAUGAAUCAACUUUAUCGACUCUUGGAAAUAAGUAUCAAAUCGGACAACGUGCGAAUUCAAACAGCUCUUCAUCCUGUGUUGGUUCAUAUCUUCCAAGCUAUUCAUCAAACAACAUCGACAGAAACGACAGAACAAGAAUCACAACAUCCUGAUAUAGCAGCCUUUAUUGCUCUGGUGGAUUCAACGAUUACGGAUGGUAUGGCUAGUAUGAACAACAUGUAUGCAGUGAUGAAACUUUUGGAAGCUGCAAGCAGUAGCAGAAGUGAACACUUGGAUCCUUUCGUCCCCGGGUUACAACAACAGCAAAUACCUGGUCAACAAGCGGCAGCGGCGGCGGCAGCAGCAGCUCAAUUAGCAGCAUCUUCAGCUAAUGGUGGAGUUCUUACGGCAAAUGUGGAUUCUCAAGUCAAUCUAUUGAUACUCGGCCUCAAUCUUCUCAAGAAACGUAUCUCUCAUCUUGGUGAUCAACGACGAUGGUUCUUGACAUGUUUAAUCCAAUUGAUUGAAAAAUCACCAGAUGUUCAACUCUUACGAACUAUUUUGAAUAUGCUCAGUGAAUGGACUUUGGAAAAACCGGAAACCUUCCCAACUAUCAAGGAAAAAGCUGGUCUUCUAGUGAAAAUGAUGUCAUUUGAAAAUCGCAACAAUGCCAAAUUGACAGAAGAUUUUUUGAACCUGGUGAUCAAGAUUUACAACAAUCCUUCUUUUGUCAGAUCAGAAUUGACGGUCAGAUUGGAACAAGCAUUUUUGUUAGGUACUCGUAGCUCGGAUCCUCAUAUUCGUACACAGUUUAUGCGUACUUUUGAUCGUAGUCUUGGACGUACUUUGUAUAAUCGUUUGAAUUAUAUUUUGGGUGUACAAAAUUGGGAAUUCCUGGCGAACUCAUUCUGGUUACAUCAAGCUCUAGAUAUUCUCUUUGGCGUGGUCAAGAUUAAUCCUCGUGUAUCCCCUCCUCACACACUCAAGAUCAAACCUAUCAAGACCAUUGUGAAGAAUACAAAUGAUGAUGACAACGGGAUGAUGAAUGUGGAUGUACCUUCAGCUUUCCAUGAUUUGGUGGUCAAUCAACAGCAAUUCUUACGAGAUCUCCAAGGAUACGAUGUCAACAAUGCCAUCCUUACUACCAAACAAUUACAGUAUCUCGAUGCUAAUACAUCAUUUGAUCUUUGGGUGGAACUAUUUCCUCGGUGUUGGUCUGCUUUGAAUGCAACAGAAAUUCAUGAUUUGACAAAGGUACUGAUUACUUUAUUGGCCAAGGAUUAUCAUUCCAAACAAGCGGAUCAACGUCCCAAUGUGAUACAAGCUCUUUUAUCUGGUAUUGCACAUACACAUACUAUCAUCAAGCUUCCUCCUCAUUUGGUGAAAUAUCUUGGACACACUCACAACGCCUGGCAUACUGCUAUUGAAAUUCUACAACGAACAUGUACUACUGGUAAGGUACCUGACUCUUCCAAGGAUGAUCAAAAUAAUCGCGAACGUACUCUGGAUGCUCUUGGAGAACUGUAUACUUCAUUGAUGGAACAAGAUAUGUUUUAUGGACUCUGGCGACGACGUAACACAUACAAUGAAACUAAUGUGGCUGUCUCUUGUGAACAAAGUGGUAUGUGGAUGCAAGCUCAAAACAUGUAUGAAAAUGCGCAAAUCAAGGCUCGUAGUGGUGUACUUCCGUUUGCAGAAUCUGAAUAUAUGUUAUGGGAAGAUGAUUGGAUUGGAUGUACGCAAAAGUUACAACAAUGGGAUAUUCUUAGUGAUCUGGCAAAACAUGAUGGCAACACCAAUCUCUUGUUGGAAUGUGCUUGGCGCUUAUCAGACUGGACAGCUGAACGAGAACUAUUGGAACAAUCUUUGAAGCAAGUGGCGGAUGUCCCUACCACUCGUCACAAGGUGUUUGAAGCUUUCCUCUCUCUCAUCAAAUCACAAACAAACGAAUCUGGUCCUCCCGAAUUCACUCGUAUCUGUGAAGAAGGUGUACAAUUGUCUUUGAAGAACUGGCAUGCUUUACCUCCUAUUGUAUCUCAAAGUCAUCUACCCUUAUUGGAAACCUUUCAGCAAUAUUUGGAACUGCAAGAAGCUAGUCAAAUCUUCACAAGCUUGAUGGGAACAACAGCACAAAAUCUGGAACAACGGUCAGCGGAAUUACGAAACGUUUUGGGAACAUGGAGGGAACGAUUACCGAAUACCUGGGAUGAUAUCAAUGUUUGGAGCAACCUAGUGGCAUGGCGACAACAUAUUUUUAGUGCAAUCAAUCGAACCUACUUGCCUUUGAUUCCUUUACUACAAACUCCUCAAAGUGGUGCUCAAAGUGGACCAACAAAUGCGGGUAGUGGCAACUCAUUUGCAUAUCGUGGAUAUCAUGAAACAGCGUGGAUCAUCAAUCGAUUUGCUCAUGUGGCACGCAAACAUCAACUAUACGACGUCUGUAUCAAUUCAUUGACCAAGAUUUACACUCUACCCAACAUUGAAAUUCAAGAAGCAUUUUUGAAACUUCGAGAACAAGCAAAAUGUUACUAUCAAAACCAUGAAUUGACGGCUGGACUGGAUGUGAUCAACAAUACCAAUCUGAUGUACUUCAAACUUCAACAAAAGGCGGAAUUCUUUACUCUCAAAGGAAUGUUUUUGGCCAAUCUAGAUCAUUUCAAUGAAGCUAACGAAGCAUAUGUCAAUGCUGUACAAAUCGAUAUGUCCUUACCAAAAGCGUGGGCCGAAUGGGGAAGAUACAAUGAUCGACGAUUCAAGGAAAAUCCAAAGGAUCUUAGUUGGGCGAACAAUGCAGUGAGCUGUUAUUUGCAAGCAGCAGGAAUUUACAAGAACGCUAAAUCAAGGAAAUAUUUAUUGCGUGUGCUCUGGUUACUCAGUCUGGAUGAUGAUCAAGGAAUGAUUUCUCGUGCCUUUGAAGCUUACAAGGGUGAAUGGCCUGUAUGGUACUGGAUCACUUUUAUACCUCAACUGUUGUCGGCUCUUCAGCAUCGUGAAGCAAAACAUGCUUGUGCUAUAUUGAUUCGAAUUGCAAAACAAUAUCCUCAGGCUUUACAUUUCCAAUUACGAACUGCCAAAGAAGAUAUGAUGAAGAGAUCCAAUGCUGCUGCUAUGGCAAAUUCUCUUGCAAACAACACCAAUACCAAGGCGAAUGCUACAACUUCAACUACAAAUACCACCAACGAUAGUACCGCUUCUACUGCAACUACUGCUACUACCGCUUCCUCCAAUAUCAAUACUACUGACAACACAACAGGAAAUGUUAGUGAAGAAAAAGAAACAGCAUCCACCAGUGAAACUACACAAGAUAAAACAACUACAACAACCGAUGAAUCCAAAUCAACCAGUACGACCAGUGAAACAAAUGGCACGGCAACAAAGACAGAGGGAGGUGAUCCUACACCAAUGGAUGAAGAUGAUGGCAAAACAAAGGUUGAAAGCACAACUGACGGUGAUGAUGGUGACAACAAGGACGAAUCUAAGAUUAAGGAAGAUACUGAUAAGGUAAAAGUGGAAGAAAGCACUGAUAUGGAAGUGGAUGAAUCAAGCACAACGGCGGCAUCAGCAGAUAGUGAAAAAAUGGAAACGGAUUCUACUACAACCGAUACAAAGUCAGUACAGCCACCAACAUCAUCAACAACUUCGUCUACAGAAGCAGCAGCGACAACUACAAACACAACUGACGAUAAAACUGGUAAUAUGGAAAACAAGGAUAAAGCAGCAUCAGAAAAAUCAUCUGCUCCUACUUCAACAAAUGAUCCUCCUCCUACCACGACUCCUGCUAACGAAAUCAUGGCCAUGUUGAAAACUGGAUAUCCUCUACUUGCUCUAUCGAUGGAAACUAUGGUGGAUCAAAUUCAACUCAAAUUCAAACCUCAAGCAGAUGAAGAUAUGUAUAGAUUAGUAGUAGCAUUAUACAAUGAAGGCGCUCAGCAAUUAUUAUCAAGAUUGACGAAUCCUAAUGACACACUCCAAUUGACUCAAGCUACAGUGGCCAACAUUGCAAGAUUUGCUGAUACUCUCUAUCCUGGACAUAUGAAGACAGCAUUUGUGAAUGAUUUCGCCAAAGAUAAACUCAAUCUUGAAGAAUAUGUAGCAAGAUUACGAUUAUGGCGUGAUAAAUUUGAAGCUAUGUUUGAUGCUCGACCUCGUAAACUCAAAUUGGAAACUUUAUCUCAUUAUUUGGUGGAAUUCCAACAUCAAAAGUUUGAUGAUGUAGAAAUCCCUGGACAAUAUCUAUUGCUCAAGGACAAUGCCAAUGACUUUUUGAGAAUUGAUCGAUUCUUAGCUGAUGUGGAAGUGGUACGAAGCUAUGGUAAUUGUUAUCGACGUUUGACUAUUCGUGGUCAUGAUGGUAGUCUUCAUCCAUUUGUGAUCCAAAACCCUGCUGCACGUCAAUUCCGACGAGAAGAACGAUUGAUGCAACUAUUCCGUCUUUUGAACAAUGUACUCGAACGACGUAGUGAAAGUCGGGUUCGAAACUUGGCCUUCCAUCUCCCAGCCAUUGUUCCUUUGGCUCCCAAUGUACGUAUGGUUCAAGAUGAUCCUUCCUAUUAUACUCUACAUGAUAUUUAUGAAGAUCAUUGUGAUACAAUCCAAAUCCACAAGGAUGAUCCCAUGGUUUACUUUGCUGACAAGUUGAAGAAAAAUAUUCGAUCUGGAAAAAAGGUGAUGAAUCAAAAAGCUGAACUAUUGAAUUUGCGUAUGGAAAUCAAUGAUGAAAUAUGUUCAACAAUGGUUCCUUCAAAUAUUCUUAGCAAGUAUAUGUUACGUGAAAUGGGCUCUUAUACUGAUUAUUGGAUGGCAAGGAAACAAUUCACAGCACAAUAUGCAACAGCUACUUUUAUGAAUUACAUCUUCAGUGUUGGUCACCGUACUCCUCACAAGAUUGCGAUAUCAAGAGCUACUGGUGGUGUUUGGAUGAUGGAAGUGUUACCUGGAUUCCAUCAAAUGAAUCCUAUCUUUGGCAAUGGUGAAGUAGUACCUUUCCGAUUCACACCUAGCAUUCAAGAUUUCAUUACUCCAGUAGGCAUUGAAGGACUUUUCACCAGUUGUUUGAUGGCUACAGCUCGAAGUUUGACUGACCCUGAAUUAGAAUUGGAUCAAUACCUUAGUAUCUUUGUUCGUGAUGAAGUAUUUGCUUGGUAUACCAACAACUCACAUCAACAACAACAACUUCAACGCACAGGUACAUUGGAACAUCAAGUCCGUGAUCGUAUCAACACCAAUAUUUCUCAAAUUAUUACAAAGGCUCAAUUCUUAUCAUGCAAGACUGAUACUGAAAAGACAAUCAAUGCGAAUAAGCCAACCAAUCAAAAUGUGAUCGAUUUGAUCUCUCAAGCUACCAAUCCUCAGAAAUUGGCUCAAAUGGAAUGUACUUGGAUGCCUUGGUUAUAA
Molecule: messenger RNA, 12015 nt
Organism: Halteromyces radiatus
Lineage: Eukaryota; Fungi; Mucoromycota; Mucoromycetes; Mucorales; Cunninghamellaceae
Exons: 18
Coding region: 1-12015 (4004 amino acids)
Biological process (GO): DNA repair; regulation of DNA-templated transcription
Cellular component (GO): SAGA complex; NuA4 histone acetyltransferase complex; nucleus
Molecular function (GO): transcription coregulator activity; protein binding
Source: RefSeq, a predicted model, not a curated record